Triplophysa dalaica is the source of this 1419-nucleotide messenger RNA. Its product is annotated as SLAM family member 5-like. Lineage: Eukaryota; Metazoa; Chordata; Actinopteri; Cypriniformes; Nemacheilidae. The coding region runs from base 60 to 830 and encodes 256 amino acids. The transcript is spliced from 4 exons. The record is from RefSeq and is a predicted model, not a curated record.
AGCGUCAGAUCCAGUGUUUAUCAGAACUGUGGACUGUUUGUUUGAAACUGUUGGAGAAAAUGUUUGCUGUGAUUUUGUUGUGUUUAUUCUCGUGGAGUCUGCAGGGUGUGUGUGGUUCUGUGUUCGUCUCUGAGUCUGUGAUGGAGGGAGAUUCUGUUCUUCUGUCUGUGAAUAUUACUGAAGCACAGAGACGUGAUGGAAUCAUGUGGACAUACGGACCUAAUUCAAUUCCAAUAUCUAAACUCAAGGCUGAUAAUAAAUAUAUAUAUUAUAAUGGCCCUGAUGGGAUGUUCAGAGACAGACUGAAGCUGAAUGAGACGGGAUCUCUUAUCAUCACAGACAUCAGAAUCAAACACUCUGGACUUUAUUAUAUCUCCACAACCAGCCAAGAGAAGCCAUUCAAGAUAUUCAACAUUACUGUCUAUACUCUUCUGCCUGUUCCUGUCAUCUCAAACUCUUCAUCAAAUUCAGUGUUAUAUUGUUCUAUGUUGUGUUCAGUGAUGAAUGUGGCACAUGUGAGUCUCUCCUGGUACAAAGGAAAGAGUUUAUUGUCCAGCAUCAGUGUGUCUGAACACAGUAACAUCAACAUCUCUCUUCAUCUGAAGUGUCUGGAUGAUUCUUACACAUGUGUGAUCAACAAUCCCAUCACAAACCAGACUCAACAUCUCAACACUGAUGUCUGUCACAAGUGUCCAGAUUUCUCAGAAAACUUCAUCUGCAAGUGUGGUUUUACUGAAGCUGUGAUCCGAUUGGUCCUCUCUGCACUGGUGGGUGUGGCUGCUGUUGCUGUUGUGGUUUAUGACUUCAGAUCAAGAAGAGAUGAACAAUAGAAGAGAUCAGAUAAUAAUGAUUAGGGAAUUAAGUGUAUUUAGUCCAUUGAGAGCAUACAGUAUUUUGAAUCUGAUAGAGAACAGAGCAACAAUCAUUUCUGUAUUAUUUUCUUUCAUUUUCACAUUCUCAAUAGGAACCAGGGUUGGAUCUGGGUGAGUGGAUCCACAACCAAUUCAAAGGCCAUCAGAGGCAAAGCCUUCACAUGAUUUGGAAUUUAGCUCAUACACUUGAAAUAAAAGUACUCAAAUGUCAAAAGUUUUUCAAAGAAGCAUUUUAACUUUGCCUAUCCCUAUGGAGCCACCCUGAAAGUAGACUAUUUUACUUUAUAGUUCUAACAAUAUUUUUAACAGAUACGCCAUGCUUUAUUCCAGUUUAUAAACCCAUUGGUCUUCCAUUAACUUUUAUGAGACAUAUUCAAUUUGGGACACAUCAAUCAACCGUCAUUUGAUGUCACUUCCAAGAUGCUUCCAGUGAGAUUUUCCCUGGAGAGAUAAAAAAUAUAUAUACCUUAAUUUAAUCUUUCCUUUAAAAAAAACGAAAACAUGUCAAAUUCUACAGGCAAUAAAUAUUUUCAUAUAUUUAUAUACA